This is a messenger RNA of Eucalyptus grandis, 1335 nucleotides long. Its product is annotated as alpha-(1,4)-fucosyltransferase-like. Gene Ontology annotation, cellular component: membrane. NCBI's taxonomy places the organism in Eukaryota, Viridiplantae, Streptophyta, Magnoliopsida, Myrtales, Myrtaceae. The record is from RefSeq and is a predicted model, not a curated record. The coding region runs from base 92 to 1135 and encodes 347 amino acids. The transcript has 3 exons. Gene Ontology annotation, molecular function: alpha-(1->3)-fucosyltransferase activity.
UUCAUGCUGAGCGCCGAAUUCUCCUCGCAACGGAAGGGAAAAACUGAGUGAACUGAAGCGAGGACGUUUCCAGCAUGAGUGAGUGGGGAAAAUGAGAGCGUCCUCAUUGAACGGCAACAGUUCAUGUCUUUUUCUUGGAAGCAUCGUCCGUAGUUGCGAUUCUCUUGCUUUAGGAAGCGUUUGGAGUCCUCUUAAGGCGCGAAACCCGGCUAAAACAGCAGGGCUCUUGAGUUGCAAAUCGAUGUCGACGAAUUCGCCGGUGGUGCGAGUGAAGGAAAAGAUCGAUUUGACAGAGAAGGAGAAGAUGAUCUUCGAUAGGCUUCUCGCCACCGUUGGCCAUUUCGAUCUCUCUACCCGGCUGCGGGUGGCUGGUGGCUGGGUCCGUGAUAAGAGGCGCAAUGGAGAUCCACUACGUGUAUACAUGGAUCUGGAGGCUGGACGAAGGAGAUCUGGCCGAGAAGAUAUCUUCAUCAGUUACCAUGCAAAAGACGAUGUCCAGUCAACCUAUGCUGGAUCACUUUUCCACAAUGGUCGAAAUUACCACGUGUCUUCUUAUAAGGACCAUGAGACGCUGGUUUAUUGGUCUUCCUCUCGCUGCCUUCCUCAAAGGAACGGACUUGCAAAAAAUCUCCUCAAGUUGCUGCCUCACCAUUCAUUUGGCAAGUGCUUAAACAAUGUCGGCGGUCUCGACAAGACACUUUCUUUCUAUCUUGAGUGUGCCAACGAUGUCAGUGUCACUCCAAAAUGGUGGGACCAUUUGCACUGCGCCAUGUCUCAUUAUAAGUUUGUUCUCGCAAUCGAGAACACUUGGACGGAAAGUUACGUGACAGAGAAACUAUUUUAUGCUCUGGAUGCCGGGGCAGUCCCCAUCUAUUUCGGUGCCCCCAACGUCAUGGACUUUGUUCCUCCGCAUUCGAUCAUAGACGGGAACAAGUUUAGCUCCAUGGAGGAAUUGGCAACUUUCGUGAAGUCCCUCGCGAAUGAUCUGGUGCCGUACGCCGAAUACCAUGCAUGGAGAAGAUGUGGUGUAUUAGGUAAUUAUGGAAACACACGUGCGGCAAGCCUCAACACCUUGCCGUGCCGGUUAUGUGAGUUCAUUAGCAAAAAAGGUGGCAGGAACGCGAGAGCUUUAUGAAGAGCUGAUUCUUUUUUAACACCCGUUUUUUUUCCCUUAUCAUCCCAAUGAUGUGCGGUGUUUUAUAAGUUUAGUCCAUGGUCAUCGACAUAUAUAAAGAGAGAUGGAUAUAUGAGGAGACGGUAGAUUAGACAUUGAUGUAAACAGGCCACUAACAAAGUCAUAUUAAUGAAUACAAAGUCGUCAUGAUCUUUGUGUUU